Bipolaris zeicola 26-R-13 is the source of this 696-nucleotide messenger RNA. RefSeq lists its product as uncharacterized. The transcript is spliced from 2 exons. Gene Ontology annotation, biological process: carbon utilization; cellular response to carbon dioxide; cellular response to oxidative stress. Gene Ontology annotation, molecular function: carbonate dehydratase activity; zinc ion binding. The coding region runs from base 1 to 696 and encodes 231 amino acids. Lineage: Eukaryota; Fungi; Ascomycota; Dothideomycetes; Pleosporales; Pleosporaceae. Gene Ontology annotation, cellular component: cytoplasm. The record is from RefSeq and is a predicted model, not a curated record.
AUGACUGGAACAGAGGAUUCAAAGGAGGUUCGCAAGUACCUCCAGCAGAGCCAUGACCGUAUCUUUGAGAACAACAAGAAAUGGGCCGAGGAGAUGAAGAAGAAGAACCCUGCGUUCUUUGAAAAUAUGAGCGCGGGUCAAGCUCCCGAGUAUCUUUGGAUUGGCUGCUCCGACUCCCGUAUCCCAGCCGAAGCCAUCACUGGCCUCGAGCCCGGCGAGAUGUUCAUCCACCGCAACAUCGCCAACCUCGUUUGCAACAUCGAUCUCAACGUCAUGUCCGUCGUAAACUACGCCGUGCGCCACCUCAAAGUUAAGCACAUUGUCGUCUGUGGCCACUACGGCUGCGGUGGUGUCAAAGCCGCCAUGACCCCCAAGGACAUGGGUCUCUUGAACCCCUGGCUACGAAACAUCCGCGACGUAUACCGUCUGCACCAAAAGGAGCUCGACGAUGUCAUUGCCAAUGGUGGAACCGAGGACGACAAGUAUAACAAGCUUGUCGAGCUCAAUGUGUAUGAGCAGUGCAGGAAUAUUAUCAAGACAGCUGCUGUACAACAAUCUUGGGCUGAGAAUGAGUUCCCCGUUGUGCAUGGAUGGGUGUUCGGGUUCCAUGAUGGAAUGCUGAAGGAUCUCAACUUUGACCAUGAGGGUCAGCUUAAGGAGAUUCAGAAGAUUUACGAUUUGACAAAGGAUAUGUAG